This is a messenger RNA of Humulus lupulus (European hop), 2114 nucleotides long. RefSeq names its product protein NRT1/ PTR FAMILY 3.1. Lineage: Eukaryota; Viridiplantae; Streptophyta; Magnoliopsida; Rosales; Cannabaceae. Gene Ontology annotation, cellular component: plasma membrane. The transcript is spliced from 4 exons. Gene Ontology annotation, molecular function: transmembrane transporter activity. The record is from RefSeq and is a predicted model, not a curated record. Gene Ontology annotation, biological process: transmembrane transport. Bases 111 to 1898 code for a protein of 595 amino acids.
GAAGAGCCUAUAAAUAAUAGUGGGUCUGUUCGGUAUCAUAAUAUUAAUAAUAAUAAUAAGCUUACGUAUAUUCUGUAAGACCAAAAAACAAGUCCACACUUGGAGAAAUAAUGGAACAAAUGGAGCAGCAAAAAUAUAAUCGCAUCUCAUCAAGGAAAAAGGGAGGAUUAGUCACAAUGCCCUUUAUCUUCUCGAAUGAGAUUUGCGAGAAGUUGGCUGUGGUGGGAUUCCAUGCAAAUAUGAUUAGUUACUUGACUACACAGCUUCAUAUGCCACUCACCAAAGCCGCUAACACUCUUACCAACUUCGGUGGCACCGCCAGUUUGACGCCGUUGAUCGGAGCUUUCGUCGCCGACUCAUUCGCCGGCCGCUUCUUGACUAUCACCGUUGCUUCCAUCAUCUACCAAGUGGGGAUGAUUAGCUUAACACUAUCAGCAGUGCUUCCCCACCUAAGACCGCCGCCGUGUAAAGGCGAGGAAGUGUGUAAAGAAGCCGAUUCGAGACAGGUGGCGAUACUGUACGUGUCACUCCUUCUGACGGCUCUCGGGUCGGGUGGGAUCCGACCCUGUGUGGUGGCUUUUGGGGCGGACCAGUUCGACGAGAAUGACCCGAAACAGAACACAAAGAGAUGGAAGUACUUCAACUGGUAUUAUUUUACCAUGGGAGCUUCGAUACUGGUGGCUGUUACGGUUCUUGUUUAUGUUCAAGAUAAUGUUGGGUGGGGUUGGGGACUUGGGAUCCCAACCAUGGCCAUGUUCUUGUCCAUUAUUGCUUUCAUAAUCGGGUACCCGCUUUACCGGAACUUGGAUCCGGCUGGGAGUCCGUUUACCCGGUUGGUGCAAGUGUCUGUGGCAGCCUUCAAGAAGAGGAAGUUGGCUAUGGACUCUGAUUAUUCUACAAAGCUUUACCAGAAUGAUGAGCUUGAUGCUCUCAUUUCGAUUGAUGGAAUGCUUGUUCACACCAAGCAAAUGAAAUUUUUGGACAAGGCAGCCAUAGUAACAGAAGAAGACAACGUAAAAUCACCCAACCUAUGGAGAAUCAACACCAUCCAUCGUGUAGAAGAACUAAAAUCAAUAAUCAGAAUGGGACCAAUCUGGGCAUCAGGAAUUCUGCUCAUCACAGCCUAUGCUCAACAAGGCACGUUCUCACUCCAACAAGCCAAGACCAUGAACAGACACCUAAGCAAGUCAUUCGAGAUCCCAGCAGGCUCAAUGAGCGUCUUCACCAUAGUAAGCAUGCUCUCCACCAUCGCCUUAUACGACAUCGUUUUAAUCCGCAUAGCUCGAAAGUUCACGGGGCUCGACCGAGGCAUAACCUUCCUCCAAAGAAUGGGAAUUGGCUUCUUCAUUUCCAUCAUCGCCACCUUAGUCGCCGGCUUCGUGGAAAUGAAGCGCAAAGCCGCGGCCUCAGCACACGGACUAAUCGACCACCCUAAGAUUACGAUUCCCAUCUCUGUGUUUUGGCUUGUUCCUCAGUACAGCCUCCAUGGAAUAGCCGAGGCUUUCAUGUCAAUCGGGCACCUCGAGUUUUUCUACGACCAGGCCCCAGAAAGCAUGAGGAGCACAGCCACCGCUCUGUUUUGGACAGCCAUUUCGGCUGGAAAUUACGUGAGCACUCUGUUGGUUUCUCUUAUCCACAAGUACACAGCUCGUCCUGAUGGGUCGAACUGGCUUCCCGAUAAUAAUUUGAAUAAAGGGAAGUUGGAGUUAUUUUAUUGGCUACUCACUCUGUUACAAGUUGUAAAUUUGAUUUACUAUACUUGGUGUGCAAAAAUAUACACUCACAAACCUGUUCAGGUUCUCAGAACAGAGACUACUAGUACUAGUUCUGAUGAUCAAUCUAAAGAGGGUCCAGGGACAGGGACAGGGACAGGGUUGGAGCUUGCCAAUAGGGUUUAAUUAAUUAGUGCAUGUCUUGAUAAUAAAAAUGAUGUAAGAUGUGCCUUAGGUAAUUUAGUGUUAUCUUUUCUGUAGUUUCCAAGGGAAUAAUAAUGAACAAUGUAAAUUCAUAUAUAGUAUAGAUUAGUAAUGCUAAUGAUAUCACCACAUAAAAUAUAGUCCUGGAUUGGCUAUGUUCCAAUAGUAUUUGCUUAAUUUAAUCGUGUAUUUGUCCUU